Messenger RNA from Plasmodium reichenowi, 3552 nucleotides. Its product is annotated as SET domain protein, putative. The record is from RefSeq and is a predicted model, not a curated record. The coding region runs from base 1 to 3552 and encodes 1183 amino acids. Gene Ontology annotation, molecular function: protein binding. The transcript is spliced from 2 exons. Lineage: Eukaryota; Apicomplexa; Aconoidasida; Haemosporida; Plasmodiidae.
AUGAAAAGUAUGACAUUAUACCAUGAAAAUUUUAAGAAUAUUAAUUCAUUUUUAAAUUCUGCUUCAGUUAUAUGGAUUGAAAAGGAAAAACUUGAUUCAAUUAUUUAUAUCCCUCUAUAUACGGAUAUAUUUCAAUAUGUUAAAAAUUUCAUAAAAAAUACAGAAAAAAAAGAAAAAAAAAAUGUCCUCACUAAAAUUUAUUUGCUUUUUGAUGAUGAUACUUAUAAUAUAGCAGUGGACAUAUCGCCCCUGUGUAAUGAUCACACGAAUAAAAUACCACUUUUAAUUUAUGAGUCUUAUCGUUUUUGGCACUUACAGUUUCUUUUUGAAAAAUUCAAGAUAAAAAGACAAAAGUUAAUUUUGAAUCCUUUCGAGAAUUUAAAAGAUAUCAUAAAUAAAAAUCGAACAUAUGAUUAUGUAUAUAUGUACACAUCUAUUUACAGUUGUGCGAAUAAUAAAUUCGAAAGACAAAGUAAAGGUGAAAAGAUCAUACAAAAUCAUAAUGAAGAAAUAACACAAGAAAUAAAUCAAAAAGGCAUUACAAAAUAUUGCACGUAUAGCAAUAAUUUUUCUACACAUUUAUCUUUACUAAAUUAUAAUAUUAAGAAUAAUAAUAAAUUAUACAAUGAUAGUAAUAUAACAAAUAAGGAACCCAAUUGGUGUGCAUUAAAAAUUAACAUUGAAAAUAUCCAAAAAAAAAGGUUUAAAAAAAUAAAUAAAAAUAAGAAACAUAAAAAUAGUAAAAUAUUAAAUAAUACCAAUAUGAUACGCUCAUUAAAUUCAUAUGUUAUUCCUUCUAAUCAUUUCGAAAAGGACAAUAAUAAAAAUAAAAAUUUAUGUAUUAUAUCGCAAAAAGAAGAAAACCUUCCUUAUCAACCAUAUAAAAAAGAAUUAAAAAAAAUGAAACCUUUGGUAUAUGAUGAAUAUGAAAUAAUUAGUACUGAUAAUGAUUCUAAUAUACUUGAAUGUGCUAAAAAACAUGAAAGUUAUAAUACAUCUUAUGAUAAUUAUAUGUGUUCUACUACUAAUAGGUGUGGUAGAUCUCCCAAAUAUGAAGGUUCUAAGAAACGUUAUGCUGAGAAUAAUUCUAGGGUGUAUAAUAGACCUCAUAGAAAAAGAAAAGAGAAGAAAACAAAAUGGUAUUAUUAUGAAGAUAGUAGUAGUAAUGAUAAAAAUUAUAAUAAUAAUAAUAAUAAUAAUAAUAAGGAUGAUGAUGAGGAGGAGGACGACGAAAAUAAUGAUGAUAAUAAUAAUGAUAAUAAUAAUAAUAAUAAUAAUAGUAAUAGUAAUAGUAAUAGUAAUAAAUGUGAUAGUCUUUUUACUUUCGAUGAAUCCUUUAACAAUAAAAAAAGAAAAACUAGCACAUGCUCUACUUAUAGUUAUAAUCAUAUGAAGAAAUACAAAGUGGAAGAGUUAGAAACUGAUGAAUGUAUUUAUGAUGACAAUUAUUAUAAUAAUAGUAAUAAUAAUAAUAAUAAUUGUUAUCCUGUUAAAGAAAUAUACAACUAUAAAUGCUCUCAACAAAUGUGUAAUAAAUUCAAAAAGGAAUGUAUUCAUACUUAUGACACAUUCAAAAAUAAAAAAGGAGAAAAAAAAAAUUCUGUUAAGAAUAGCAAGAUCUUACGUUCCUCAAUCCUUUCAUUAGAUAAUCAAAAAAUGAAUCCAUUUGAUCCUAUACAUACAUUUAAAAAUAUGUUUUGCAAAAGUGAAAAAGAAAAACUAAAUUUCAAUCAUAGUGAUAUGUCUCAUAUUUAUCAUCAUAGUGAUAUGUUUCAUAUGUAUCAUCAUAAUGAUAGUAUGGAUAAAUAUGUAAAUAAAAUUCUGAAGAAUAUUAUGAACAAAGAAAAAUCUCCUUUAAAUUGUUUAUCUAAAAAUUAUCAAAGAAUAGAAGCACUAUAUAAUAAAAAAUACAAAAUAUUUUUAAUGGAUAAUAAACAAAUUAUAAAUGGCAGAACACAUUUUAAAAAUAAUAAAAAUGAAUAUAUUUUAAGUAAUUACGAAAAAGAAAUGGGACUCUAUGAACUCUUUAAGAAAUAUAUUAAAAGAGAUGUACAAAAAGUUGAUAAUGAAAAGGAGCAGCCUCAUAAACCUUCUGAUCAAAACAUAGAAGGGAUUCAUAAUUCUACAGAGAAACAAAUUCUACAAAUUCAAAAAAGACAAGAGCACUCUUGUGUAACCGAACUAGUUGGAAUGUGCAAUAUAAAAGAUCAAGAUAUAAUAAAUGUUAAAAGUUGCGAUGAGGAUGAUAUUAUAUGUUUAUCUGAUGAACAAAAUUAUAUGAAAGAAGAAAAUGAUGUAAUAUGUAUUGAUGAUAAUAAUAACAACAUUUAUAAUGACAACAUUUAUAAGGACAACAUUUAUAAUGACAACAUUUAUAAGGACAACAUUUAUAAUAAUAAUAAUACUAUUGACCGCCACAAUAAUGGAGGUGUAUUAUUUUAUGCUUAUAAAAAAGAAGAUACAAAAGUCGUAAAACUAAAGGAAGGAGAUAGCUUAUAUAUAAAAUUCUUCAACAGUUCUGAUGACUAUGAUAAGGUAAAAAUAUUAAAACAAGAAACCAUUUUGUUUAUUUUGAUAUAUAUAAUGCAAAAUAAAGAAACGCCGACUUUAUCAGAUAUAUGUAUUUUUUCACCGGACCUAUUUUGGAACAUUUGCUUAUAUUUUAAAGAUAAUAUUAUGGAGGUUGAUCCUACUUUAGUAAAGAUACAUAAAUUUUUGUCAACGGGUAAAAGUGAAGAAAGUGGUUAUCAUAGAUACUCAUCUAAACGAAUAAAUUACUGCGAAAAAAGAAAAAGAAGAAAAAAUAGAGAACCAAUGGAAAUUAUGAAAUUAAAGGAUAAUGUAGAAUUUCUAGAUAAAUUUCUUCAAAAUGCAAAUGAAAGGAAAUUGAAUAAAUUAAAAGAAAUUCAAUCCCAGAACUUUGAAAAAUAUGAAUUACAUAGAAAUAUUAAUAGCCUAAAUAAACAACAACUGAUUAACUUAUUUAUAGAUAAAGAAUAUCAAAUUAAUCUUAUUCCAUUAACACUUUUAAAAGAAAAAUCUAGAAAUAUUAUAUAUGAAGAAAAUAUCAAAAUGAAUAUGUGUGCAUGUAUACGAGUUAUUUUUGAUAGUAUAAAAGGAAGAUGUAUAUAUGCCGCCAGCAAUAUGUAUAAACUCGAUUUUAUUUGCGAAUAUGUUGGAGACCUGUUGACAUAUAAUGAAGCUAUGAAAAGAGAAGAAAAAUAUAAAAGAAAUACAAAAAAAGGAUGUUUUAUGUUUUACUUUAAAUAUGAUAAUAAAACAUACUGUGUUGAUAGUACCAAAGAAAGUCUUCUAUAUGCAGAAAUUCAUAAUAAGAAGAUGAAAAAAAAAAAUAUUCUCAGAUCAUUUGCUAGGUUAGUAAAUCAUUCAAAAAAAAAAUCUAAUUUAAUUCCAAAAGUUUUGAAAGUCGAAAAUAAUCCUAGGCUCUUUUUCGUUGCUUCACGUGAUAUAAAAGAAGGAGAAGAAUUGCUUAUUGAUUAUGGAGAAAGGGACAAGGAGAUAAUAAAAGAUAACGAAUGGUUAAAAUUUUAA